ACCGCACAAGAGCAGUAAAUUACCAUGCUAUUACUUUUUAUCGCCUCAAUUGUAAACACCCUUCUUUUAACCAGUAUCAACUUAAUCGAAUGUAGCAAAGAGCCGCCACCACAACAAGCCAGAAAGGACAAACCAAAACCAAAACCUUUACCUCCUCCGCCGCCGAACAUCGAACUGGCUGGAAGCGGAGCAAAGGAUGAUCAUACAUUAAAAGAUGUUGCGUCUCUUUCACCUGAUGAAGACAGUAUAAAGAAUAAGAAAAAACCUUCAGGCUCACGGGAAUGAAUGUUUUAGCAAUUUCGUAGAAUUAUAUUCAUGAAGGAAA
Cylicocyclus nassatus is the source of this 325-nucleotide messenger RNA. The record is from the annotation of a GenBank genome assembly. NCBI's taxonomy places the organism in Eukaryota, Metazoa, Nematoda, Chromadorea, Rhabditida, Strongylidae.